AUGGAUUUAAAAUUAAUUACUGGCACCACAACUAAGAAUUCCAUUUCUGUUACUCUUCUUUUAUCAUUUUGUUUGCUUUCAAUUGUAGAAAACUCAGCUGCACAGUGGCUUACACAUGGAGGUGACAGUACGAACCGAAGGAACGCCGUCGGAGGAGGAGCAAUAAAUCCGAUAACGGUGAAAUUAGGUUUAUUAAGACAAAAAUGGAAAUUCUUAGCCGGAUUCGACAUAACUGCAACACCGUCGGUUGCUGACGGGGCAGUCUACUUCCCGUCGUGGAACGGGAAUCUCUACGCCGUUGAUGCUUCCAACGGAGCGCUGAUCUGGCAGCAGAGUUUGGUGCAGCUGACCGGGCUAACUCCAACGGGGCGUUAUGGCAAUGCAACGGUUUCGAGAGCCACUCCUGUGGUGGCCGGUGAUCUCCUCAUUGUCGGAAUAUAUGGGCCCGCUUAUGUUGUUGCUGUUACACGGGCCACGGGUCGACUCGUCUGGUCAACUCAGCUCGACCCGCGUCCGUUGGCGUUAGUAACCGCUUCUGGAACUGUUUACAAGGGGGGAUACUACGUGGGAGUAUCAUCCCUAGAAGUAUUACUGCCAGCAGGGCAAUGUUGCACCUUCAGAGGAAGUUUAGUGAAACUUGAUGUAAGAACAGGGGCAAUAAUAUGGCAGACCUACACUCUACCGGACAACGGCGGCCAAAUCGGAGGCUACUCCGGCGCCGCCAUAUGGGGUAGCAGCCCCUCCAUCGACACCGUUCGUGGCCGUGUCUAUGUCGGCACCGGCAAUCUCUACCUUGCCCCGGCGGAGGUUCUUCAGUGUCAGGCUAGGCAGAACAACCGAACAACGCCACCGAGCACUGGUGACCAGUGUUUCGGGCCGGACGUUCACUUUGACUCUUUGAUGUCGUUUGAUAUCAACACGGGGAAUAUUGUGUGGGCUCGGCAGCUUGGAGGGUACGAUGUUUUUUACUUUGUGUGUUUGGUUCCGAAUAACCCGGAUUGCCCGACCGGCCCGAAUUUGGAUGCGGAUUUUGGGGAGGCUCCUAUGUUGCUCACUAUCAUUUCGAAUCGGAGAUUGAGGGAUGUUGCGGUGGCCGUGCAGAAAAGUGGCUUUGCUUGGGCGUUGGAUCGAGAUAACGGCGAUAUAGUUUGGUUUACGAAAGCGGGACCCGGAUCCCUAGAAGGAGGAGGCAUAUGGGGUGCCGCCACCGAUGGAGCACGUGUGUAUACUAACAUCGUAAACGGUGACAAUGUUCCAUUCACACUGAAGCCGUCUACGCAAACCACUAUUAGUGGCGGAUGGGUGGCAAUGGACGCCAACACCGGAAGAAUCUUGUGGACCACCGCAAACCCUAGCAAUGAUACCGCAAAUGGGCCGGUGACCAUAGUGAAUGGAGUCCUUUUUGCAGGGUCGGUGGCGCCUAGUGGGCCCGUCUAUGCAAUGGAUGCUCGGACCGGGGCUAUAAUAUGGUCGUUCGAAACUGGGGCUACUGUUUAUGGAGGAGCGUCGGUUAGCUAUGGGUGCGUUUACAUUGGCCAUGGUUAUUCGGUCGGCUUGGCUAGGUUCAAUCCGACUUGGAAUAGCGGGAAGUAUCUCUUCGCCUUUUGUAUUCCGUAAAGUUGGAUGAAAGAUUUGUUACAUACACUAUGGUGUAUAUGACUAGGGAAUUCUUGGUGGAACUCGACCAGUUUGUUUUCCAUUUCAAUAAUCUGAUACCAAUUGAUACGAUCUCUUGUGAAUCUCAAUAAUUCGAUUUAUUCAAUAAUAAUUUAUGCUUGAUGAA
This is a messenger RNA of Erythranthe guttata (spotted monkey flower), 1783 nucleotides long. RefSeq lists its product as uncharacterized. Lineage: Eukaryota; Viridiplantae; Streptophyta; Magnoliopsida; Lamiales; Phrymaceae. The record is from RefSeq and is a predicted model, not a curated record.